AUGAUGAGCUCCCUGAUAUUUGAAGGUCGCUGCUUCGACCAGAAUGGCACCUACAUGUGCUGGUGGGACUCGUCCACGAUACGAAACUACAGCCACACGGUCGAAGGAUGCUACAACAGCCUCUUCAAACCCGUCAACAAGACAGAAAUCAACACGUUCCGGAAGGAAGUGGUCACGAGCAUGGCAGCCGUCGGCCUCGCCUACAAGGGGUUCCGUCUCUUCAUGCGAAAGUUCGAGGAGGAAUUCGAGCACAGCAGCCUCCAGAAUCUGGACCUCACGCAGAACCAGCUUUUCUUCAUAUCGUUCGCAAUGACAUGGUGUGAGAGUGUGCCCCCGCAGCUGCGAGACAUUGUCAAUCUUGUGACGUCUCAGCCGGAUCCCCAAUACAGGGUGGAAAUAGCACUCGCCCACUUUGACAAGUUUGGGAAGUACUUCGCGUGCAACGACAACCUCGCCAUGUACCAGGAGAAGAAAUGCAGCAUCAUUUAA
Rhipicephalus microplus (southern cattle tick) is the source of this 489-nucleotide messenger RNA. Its product is annotated as membrane metallo-endopeptidase-like 1. Gene Ontology annotation, cellular component: plasma membrane. Gene Ontology annotation, biological process: protein processing. The record is from RefSeq and is a predicted model, not a curated record. NCBI's taxonomy places the organism in Eukaryota, Metazoa, Arthropoda, Arachnida, Ixodida, Ixodidae. Gene Ontology annotation, molecular function: metalloendopeptidase activity.